This is a messenger RNA of Fimicolochytrium jonesii, 2217 nucleotides long. RefSeq lists its product as uncharacterized. Gene Ontology annotation, molecular function: ATP binding; protein kinase activity. The transcript is spliced from 6 exons. Lineage: Eukaryota; Fungi; Chytridiomycota; Chytridiomycetes; Spizellomycetales; Powellomycetaceae. Bases 199 to 1863 code for a protein of 554 amino acids. The record is from RefSeq and is a predicted model, not a curated record. Gene Ontology annotation, biological process: protein phosphorylation.
CUUCCCAUUCACAACGCCGCUGUAUAUACAUAUUCACAGGUCUUCAAAGGACGACCAUUCCUACCGGCUUCCAAAGUGAAUGGGAAGCGAUACUCUUAGUUAGCCUUGUUCCCGCUGACCUCCCCGCCGCAGAGUCUCAAAAUCGCCGACGCUGUCAAACUUUUAGACAGCAUUGUUCACGAACACCGCUCGCUAGCAAUGGAGCCUGCCACCAGCGAGCGGAUAGCCCGCGUGACCGUUUACGUCUUGGUUGACACGACCGUCGAGGUCCUGCAACGUUUAUUGGACCACCUUCCGAAGAACUGCCGUAUCACCACUGUUAAGCAGGAUGCACCAGGAACACCCGUUGUCGCCUUAACCUUCUGGUUCAAGAAUAACCCUGCCGACGUAAGCACCUUGGAGUUGAGGGCAUGGGUACUCACCCAUGCAGGCCCAGCGCUGCCCUUUGUGUACCUAGGCCGCCUGGCGAACCAGCUGCCCUUGACGAUUUCCUACGCGCACGAGGAAGCAGGCCCCGAGUGGCUUAUCGGCCCGCAUAAUGUGCCUUCUAAGGGCGUAACGUUGGAAGAAGCCAUCGAUCGUGUCGGACGAAAAGUUGUCAACCUGUAUUACCCUGUGUUUGUGGUAGAUCUGACCAACAGAGGAACUGUCAGCGGGCGGGAGAUGCUAGAAAUUCGUUAUUUAUCCAGCAUCAGCAGAGCCACAACGAGAAGCUCGACUAAGGCUGCCAGUGGGCGACGGCCUUCCCGUGUCUCCAAAUGGAACGAAUUCGGAGCUGCCGCUGCAGCUUGCUUUGUCCCAGCCGUAGCGCCCGUUCACCGCACUCGGUACAACCCGCCCUAUUCCGAUAUACGGAGAGUUGUGGGCCUCGAGAGCACCAUCGAGAGCCUCCUAGACUGUGAGCAAUUCAUGGUUCUAGAAAACAUGUACAGUGCGGCAUUUUCCGCACUCGGCAGCCUCUCUGAUCAUCGGUACAGCGAACUUUCCGGUGUCGAAAGAAAGACGUGGGACGAAGUGGUUCAGAACAACAUCUCCGCCAAAGUGAUAAUCCAAGCAAAUGGUUACGCUUGCGCGAAUCGGUUGAAAUACUCCAUAAUCAGUAACCAAAUGUCCUGGUGGUUCCUGCAGCGACCUGAGAACGACAUCACCUCUGUUUCCGUCGCCGGGCCUUUCGGCACCGAGAGCCCGGCCUCAUUUCCGGCAGCACCAGUCCGGGCGACACUUGGGCAGAUCCGGCUUGGUGGGAAGAGCGGGUCACGAAGGCCUUAUUCGCGACCCACUCUGCCCACCAAGCCAGAUCUUAGAAAAUCAGCGAUCGCAAUUCUACGUUCGGGCGACACAAUUGCCUUUACGAAACUGGACUGGCUUCCGCCUUUACGAGUGCAUUACACCGAGCACUCGACCGUGAUGGAAACCGUUUUGUUCCCCGGCACCUCUCACAGCCUGGAAGUAGCCCUGAAGCAUAUUGAUUACGAAAAGGUUGAAUCGGACGUCGUGAGCCAGAUGGAAACCGAAUUGGACGUGUACACUCAACUUGCGGAUUUACAAGGAAGCCUUAUUCCCCUGUUACGGGCAUAUGGAUCGAUCGAGGGUGGGACGUUUCUGUAUCUCGGUACGGAAUACAUAAAAGGCCACACUCUCACCUCCGCCGACCGCCACCUCGGCUCUCAAAUCCUGCACGCAUUUCAAACCCUCCACGCCACCGGAUGGGUACAUGGCGAUGUUGCCCCGCGAAAUGUUAUCGUGGCCGAGGAAGAUAAUCGACGGAUUGUUCUGAUCGAUCUUGGAAUGGCAUCCCCGGCGAAUACUGCGAGCGCCACGCUGGAAAUCAACGCCGUGAACCAGAUGCUCUCACGGCUGUGAGGUGAACAAAGGCGUUAUUUUAUGGUUAUGCUCAGUGUAUUGUCCGCAUGUAGGCAGCGUAAUUCCGCAUGUAGAAGCCAUAUUUAGAUUAGAAGCUGCGAGUAAAUCAGGAAUAUGGAUUAGAAGCUGCAAGUGCAUUUCAGCUUCAACAUCAAUUGGUAGUUGGCGUAGGAGUUAGGCAGUUGGGGCGGAGGAGUCAGGAAUACCAAAGUAAAACAUUAGUUGCAAAAAGUUUCAGCAAGUCCUUGUCAGCAACGAGUUGAGUGUAUUAUUGUGCGUGGAUAGCACUCUGAGCGGAAGGCGAACACACGAAGGGUCUCCGCCGAGUGCAAUAAUACCCCAAUAAAAUCGGAC